Vitis riparia (riverbank grape) is the source of this 2260-nucleotide messenger RNA. Its product is annotated as OTU domain-containing protein 5. The record is from RefSeq and is a predicted model, not a curated record. Gene Ontology annotation, biological process: protein deubiquitination. Lineage: Eukaryota; Viridiplantae; Streptophyta; Magnoliopsida; Vitales; Vitaceae. Bases 481 to 2067 code for a protein of 528 amino acids. Gene Ontology annotation, molecular function: K63-linked deubiquitinase activity; cysteine-type deubiquitinase activity. The transcript is spliced from 9 exons.
UCUCUUUUUUCUUUUUUUUAGUUCUCUCUUUCUCUCUGAUAACUUCAGACUCUCUCUCUCUCUUGCGCCUUCGUCUUGAAGUUAUCUUGAAAAACCCUAGAUACCAUUUGUUGAAUCUUGUUGCUUUCAAGUGCAUUUGGGCUCAGCUUUUGUAGAUCUCUCUCUCGCUCUGCAGGGUCGUUCAGCUCGGUGCUUUUGGAGGUGAAUUUUCAGGAAAUUUCCGGUAAAUUCGACUUCUUAGAGGGUUUUCUUGUUUAAAGUUGGAGGUCUGGGUCUCAUGAGAAUUGUUAGGGGAAUGCAGAGAUUGAUUCGUGAGGAGCAGAAGGCACCGUGCUGGAACAAAUCAUUUGGCCGGGGGAUUGACAUUAGCGCGCCUAAGGCAAGGACGCGUGAUAAACCUAUGCUCUAGGUUUUAAGUUUGUAAAAUUGGGAUUCUGGGAGGGAGAUUGGGGAUAGGGUUUCAGUCGUGCAAGAGAAAGGAUGACUCGGAUUUUGGUUCAGCGUGGUUCUGGUUCGAACCCUAAUCGCACUUCUUCCUUGCCCAGUUCUUCUUUGGCUCCAUCCCAGCCUCAGGCCGCUACUCAAGUUCCUUCUGCUGUCAAAGAUGAGGAAGUCGGAGAGGAGCUGCAGGAACAAACAAUCGUGGAUGAUACCUUGGAGACUUGUGAGAAUAAGGUGACGAAAACUGAUGAUCUUUUGCAAGAAAGUGUCCGGAAUGACAAUGCAAAUGAUGAUAAUGUUGAUGGUGAAAAGAUUGUUAAUGAUGAUGUUCUGGGGUCUGGGGAUUUGGAUCAAGAGUUUGGUGGGUUGAGGAUUAAUGAGAAACUUGCAGUUGAAAAUGAGGGCUCGAGUGCUGAUUCUUCACAGAUUGUUAACAGGAGUUCCUAUCCCCCUCCUCCUCCUGUCCCUCCCCCAAAACAUUGGGCGACUAAUUCAAAUCCAAUGAGAUUUGGCUCAGACGGUUCAAAUUCUGUACGGAUUGGAUCACCUAGAAGAGCAGUUGCCUGGCCUAUUGUUUCAACUAGGACUUCUCCAACUGGGUCACGGCCUUCCUCUCCCAGGUCUCAUGGUGAAAAUGAAGGUUACAAUAGUGCUGAUGAGCAGAAUUCCUGCUUUGUAUCCUCCUAUGAUGAUGCUGAAAGAGAACGCCAAUUUGAGAUUGAUAUCAGGCGGGCAAAAGGUUUAGAAGUCAAACGGAUGGUGGAGGAUGGGAACUGCCUCUUUCGUGCUGUUGCAGAUCAGGUCUAUGGGGACUCUGAAGCGUAUGAUUUGAUUAGGCAAAUGUGCAUUGAUUAUAUGGAGCGGGAGAGAGAUCACUUUUCUCAAUUCAUAACAGAAGGUUUUAUGUCUUACUGUAAGAGGAAGAGAAGAGACAAGGUCUAUGGAAACAAUGCAGAGAUCCAAGCUUUAUCUGAAAUGUAUAAUCGGCCUAUCCAUAUAUAUUCCUAUAGCACAGAACCUAUCAACAUUUUUCAUGGAAGCUAUGAUACUGACACACCUCCCAUUCGAUUAAGCUAUCAUCAUGGGAAUCAUUACAACUCACUUGUUGAUCCCCGGCGAUUAACCAUUGGUGCUGGGCUUGGAUUUAGCUCUCUACGUGGGGUGAAUGUUGACAAGGAUCAAGUCAAGGCUGCUAUUAAAGCUCAACAAGACCAACAAAUUGAUAAUGCACUUCUAGCUGAGGGGCGGUUUUACUCGGAUCUUGAGCUCACUGAGAAGGAGAUUGAACGUAUGGUGAUGGAAGCCUCUCGAGCUGAGUAUCUUGCUGAUGACAAAUUCAAGUCACAACUUGGCUGUAGAGAGUCUUCUUCUACGUCUGGUGCUGAACCAUCGUCUUCUGGAGCAAGGCCAUCAGGGAGCGAGACGAAGCUGGAAGGGGGAAGGGAGCAGCAUGGGUUACCAGAUACUGUCCUCAGCAGUAGCAUGCAGAUGGUUCUGUCAAUGGGGUUCAGCUAUCUGCAGGUGAUUGAAGCUUACAGCAUAUUUGGGGACGAUGCUGAAUCUAUGGCUUGUUACCUGGUGGAAACUGGGAGUAGCAGCAGACGCAAAGGCAAGGCAACUGAAUGAAAAUAGCAUGACAAUAUUAUUAGGAUGCGAGUGAGAGGUUAUAUUGGCUUCUUGUUGCUGACAUUGUAGCUUUAGUAAAGAAAACUAUUCCUAUGUAGCAAGCAGCUAGCCUUUCUGAACUCUACUUAUGGGUUAUUCAAGCCUAAAUAAAUAAAAUGGAUUUAGCGGUUACGUCCAUGGCUUUGCUUGUAAA